AUGAACACCGUUUUGUUUUGCAGGCGGCCGAGCGAGGUUAGGGUUAGGAUACCCACACACGACCCAUUCACUGUUAUGGCCGCGACAGCUAACAAAUCGAAAAACUACGACCGCGAUGGGACCGUCGUAGACGUGAAACUGUUUAAAGCGAUCGGGUUGUUCCAGAUACUGAGCGCGGGCGGCCGGUGGCACCGGACCGCAUUACAGAUCGGCCUGUGCACGUACUUCGGGUCGAUCAUUUUGAACGUCGCGUGCCUGUAUUUGGCGUCGAACGACUUUCAGCGGUUAACGUACCUGUCUCUGUUGAUUAUUAUUGCGGCAAUGUACGCGCUAAAGGCGUACGUGCUGUUGGUCAACGCGGACCGACUGUGGGCCGUGCUGGACCUGGCCCGGUACGCGUUCACUUCGUGUGGCCAACGGGACCCGUCACGGCUAUCCCGGUGCCGGACCGCGUUGUCUACGCUGCUCCACGCAUUGGUGGUGAUCAACUACGGCGCGGCGGUCGUCUGGCUGGUAUCGCCGUUCUUCGUCCAAGAUAAACGGCUGUCCGUUACCCACCUGGACCGCGACGUCAAGGAAUACCGAAUAGGCAUAUUCAAUUUAUGGGUACCGAUGUCCAACGCGGCGUACAACUCGCCGGUCGGCUGGUCCCUGGUCUACGCGUACGAGGCGUUCAUCUUGUUUUUCAACUGUACCGUUUGGUCGCUGUUCGACUGUUACUUGUUGACCGCGUGCUUCUCGCUGAACGCCCAGUUCCACACCUUGACCGCAGGAUACGCGGCGCUCGGCUGGCGGUCACCGUUACGGGAUACCACCGACACCCCUCGUCACGGUAAGGUACUUCCUCUAUAAAACAAAAUGCCAAUACAAUUCAAAAGCAGAACCCAAUCCCCACGUAUACGUACACUCUGUUACUCUUUCUAGAUCUAUAAUAACAAGGCGAUACGCGGAUAACUUUUUUUUUUUCCAGGUGACGAUCGUUAUCGCGAUUUAAUUUCUCUCAUUAAGGAUAAUCAACAAAUCGUUAAGUCAGUAUCUCGUAAUAACCAGGGAUCGAAUUUUAUAGCAUUUGCAAAUUAUUAUAGAAUAAAGUAACAAAAUAGCUGAAUAAGCUUUACAUUUGUUCAUAUUUCUAAAUAAGAAACUGUAUAUUACAAUUUUUUUUCCUGCGCACAACAUUUCUACCGGCAAUUUUGCUCCAACUUAUAAUGAUAGCAAUGUUUCUAAAAGGAAAUUUCUCUUGGGCGGUACUUUUGAAAGGUCAUUCUUCGAUUUUCUCAAGAGUUUUCCCAGCAAAUGUGAAAAACCGGGAUAAAACACGGGAAAACUGGGAAAAUCGAUAAAACAUUAAACAAAUAUUACUCAAGAAAAUAUAGAAAACAUAGCUUAUUUUAACCCUUUUAGAUAAUUUUAUGGCGCUUAUUUUAAUAUCUGUUAGAUCAUACAUACAGGUAUUAUAGCGCACAGGCAUAGGUAGUUCAGUUAUUUUCAGUGCUAUAAAAUCCGAGUCCUAUAGUAAUAACUAAACACUGUUAAUAUAUAAAUCUACUAGAAACGAUGCGAACUAUGAUGAUUAUGUGUUUUUAUUUUUAUUUCUAUGUUCACUUUCAGGAAACACGAUGAUUUUCACCACGCUGUCCAAGUCGUAGUCAUUUUGCAAAUAGCUAAUUGUUCGGUUACGGGGGUUUUAGCAAUAUUUUUUAUUGCAUUGGUAAGCAGCCGCGGUGUAUGGAAUAACACUUUCGAGUCGGACACUUGUAUCUACGAGUAUUAUAAUUUAUAAUGUUAUUAGUAACUGAAUGCAUAUUUUUUACUUUGCCAAGAUGUUUAUGUCCGGCUGGUCGCUGAUGUCCCCACUGGUUUUGAAAAUCAUCGGCACUUACGUGGUAGUAGAAAUUCAACUGGGUAUUUAUUGUUACGCGUUUAGCUACGUAGAAAUUGCGGUAAAAAAAAAAAUAUACACUAAAUACAAUUAUUUAUUAAAUGUCCCGUAUCAAUGAUUAUAUUCAAAUUUUUUUCCUCCAGAAAUCUGCGGUGAACUUCGGACUGUACAGCAGUAACUGGACCGAAAUGAAUUUGAAAUUCAAAAAGACAAUAUUGACGGCGAUGAACAUGAACAUUUGCCACAAGCGCAUUACGAAGCUGACACCGACAACCGUCAUAAAUCUCGAAUUGAUUUGUAGGGUGAGUAUUCGAAUAAUUCAUACACAAACCCAAGUAGCGAAGAUUUACUGUCGAAUAACUUAAAUUUCUUACAUAUUACUGAUAGAAAAACUGUGGGUUCGAAGGAGUAAUAAUCCAACGUAUUAUUAUUUUUCAGGUGAUAAAAACUUCGUAUUCGAUAGUCUCAUUGUUACUGAACACGACUGUCGAAAAAACAAUCAAAUGA
Cinara cedri is the source of this 2389-nucleotide messenger RNA. The record is from the annotation of a GenBank genome assembly. Lineage: Eukaryota; Metazoa; Arthropoda; Insecta; Hemiptera; Aphididae.